Molecule: messenger RNA, 1274 nt
Organism: Syzygium oleosum
Lineage: Eukaryota; Viridiplantae; Streptophyta; Magnoliopsida; Myrtales; Myrtaceae
Exons: 2
Coding region: 85-1068 (327 amino acids)
Cellular component (GO): endoplasmic reticulum
Source: RefSeq, a predicted model, not a curated record
CGACACUCAACUCAAAACACUCUCUCUCUCUCUCUCUCUCUCUCUCUCUCUCUCUUCUCGUCUCUUCUCUUCUCUCUCCCUAACAUGGCAGUCUGCCUCUGCUCCGCCAAGCUCAUCGCCGCCUUCUUCCUCCUCUCCGCCGUCCCCUUCGCCUACCUCAUCUCCCUCGAGCUCUCCCCGCCCGCCACCCACGUCAUCCACUACCACAGCUCCGGCUUCCUCCGGGAGUGCGCCAAGUGGGACGCCCCCGGCCGCCGGUUCCUCGUCUCCUUCCUCGAGGGCGGCGUCGGCCAGGUCCUCGUCCCUGACGACCGCUCCCCCGCCGUGCUCGAGGAGGCCACGGUGGUCAAGGACGCCGACCUCGCCGGGAACGCCUCCCUCGGCCUCGCCGUCGACGGGGCGCGGGGGCGGCUGCUCGUCGCCGUCGCCGACGUGAUCGGGAACCGGUACUCCGCCGUGGCGGCCUACGAUUUGUCGACGUGGAAGAGGGCGUUCCUCACGCAGCUCAGCGGCCCAAGCGAUGAGAAAUCCUUUGCGGACGAUGUUGCGGUGGACGCCGAGGGCAACGCGUACGUGACCGACGCCAAAGCGAGCAAAAUCUGGAAGGUCGGGGUAGACGGCGAGCUCCUCUCGAUCAUCCGAUCCCCGCUGUUCAUCCCAAAGGAGUGGUACAGAAACCUGGUCGGGCUGAACGGCAUAGUGUACCACCCCGACGGGUACCUCCUAGUCAUCCACACGUUCAGCGGCAAUCUCUUCAAGAUCGACGUCGCGAACGGACGGGAGGACGUGAAGGUGGUUGAUGUUGCGGGAGGCCCAUUGACGUUUGGGGAUGGUCUGGAGUUACUGUCGCCUACCAAGCUUGUGGUUGCAGGAAAUCCUUCAGGGAGAUUAGUAGAGUCUCUCGAUGGGUGGCAGAGUGCUUCUGUUGUUGGGAGGUUUAAAGGUCCUUCGCAUAGGUUGGCGACCGCCGCCACAGUGAAGGACGGGAAGGUGUAUCUGAAUCACAUGUUUGGGCUCGGGUACCCAAGGAAGAAGCACGCUCUCGUUGAGGCGGUGUUCUCGACAUGAGGAGAGGAAGGGGACGAACGUUUCUGGAGAAGAAACCAGAGUUUGGCUGAAUCAUACUUUUCCGGAUUCAUAUUGUAUGUGGAGAGAAGAGAACAGAGGUCGUAGAGCUCAUGGCUGUUCUGUGAAAUGUGAUGGUGCUUUUUUCCUUCUUUGAAUUGGCAAGAACUUUUACUUUUACAUGAAGAGGCCUGUGAAUUCUUGGUCAA